GCGAUCAGAACGAUGCAGGAGACGGCUACAAAAUCUGCGAUCCAUACUUGAUUCCUUUACUUUUGUAUAAGGAAUGCAGUAUAGCAACUGUUUACACGCACUGAUAUUCAAUAAAGCCGGAGUUUAUGUGUGCAGUUGGAAUCGUUCAAAACUUUGUCACCUAGUCGCUCCAAAUUUCCCCACCCCACUCACCGUAUAAGGCACAUUUUAGAAGUUCCCGGAAGGGGAGUGACCCGGGAAUUUGCCAUUUUCCUUGUGACCAGACACCAAAACUAUAAAAGUGAUGGGAUCAUGAUACAAAAAUAUUCUUCCCGAAAAACAUUAAAGAGAAAGCCAGACGAGCUCAGAAACAGCGACCACAGAGCGCAUUACGAAACGGCCAGUGUCUGCCAGCAAGCAGGCUGAGAUCCCAUCUUAAGUCCCUGAGCAAUACUUAGACGCGGAAACAAAAAUGUUGUGCCCCUGGCACUAUCUGCGAAAGAAGAAGCACUUCAACAACACCGUUGACAUCUUGGAUCUGAACAACAACGUAUCGAAUGGGAAAUUCAGAUUCACAUCUAAAGGAGAUGACCCGCAGCUCAUUCAAAAAGAUGAAGCAUUGAAGGAAAACCUCAAAGUGAAGGACGUCUUGGAGAAUUUGGAGAAACAUACUGGGACCAAGCCACACUCAAGAUGCCCAUUCAUAAGGCUGAAAAAUAUAGAGAAUGGAAAUGUCACUCAGGAUACUCUGCACCAGAAUGCAGUUCAGAAUUUGCCUUGUAAGUCAAAGACAUGUCAUGGGUCCAUUAUGACCCCCAAAGUACUGACCAGGGGCCCCAGAAGCAAACCAGUGCCACCUGAAGAACUUCUGGUUCAAGCCAUUGAGUUUAUUAACCAGUAUUACCAUUCCUUUAAAAAGCCUAAGACCGAAGAGCACCUGGCUCGCGUGGAAGCCGUGACUAAAGAGAUUGAAACCACAGGAACCUAUCAGCUGGAAGUAGCAGAGCUCGUCUACGCAGCUAAGCAGGCCUGGCGCAAUGCUCCCAGGUGUAUUGGGAGGAUCCAGUGGUCCAACCUUCAGGUAUUUGAUGCACGAAGCUGCACCACUGCACAGGAGAUGUUCCAGUUUAUCUGCAAUCACAUCAAGUUUGCAAGCAACAAUGGGAACCUAAGAUCAGUUAUCACCAUCUUCCCUCAGAGGACAGACGGGAAACAUGAUUUUAGAGUUUGGAACAGCCAGUUGAUUAGAUACGCUGGCUAUCUGAUGCCAGAUGGAUCAAUCUUAGGAGACCCUGUCAAUACUGAAUUCACUCAGAUGUGUAUUCACCUAGGGUGGAAGCCAAAAUUUGGUCGCUUUGAUGUACUUCCUGUGAUCCUUCAAGCAAAUGGUGAGGACCCAGAACUUUUUGAGAUUCCUCCUGAUAUAAUUCUUGAAGUGCCAAUGGAGCACCCCAGAUUUGACUGGUUCCAAGAGCUGAAUCUCAAAUGGUAUGCCCUGCCAGCUGUGGCAAACAUGUUGCUGGAAGUUGGUGGUCUGGAGUUUACAGCCUGCCCUUUCAAUGGAUGGUACAUGGGCACAGAGAUUGGAGUCCGGGACUUCUGUGACUCCCAACGGUACAACAUUCUGGAGGAAGUAGGGAAGAAAAUGGGCCUGGAGACUAACAAGCUUGCCUCACUGUGGAAGGACCAGGCUCUGGUCGAGAUCAACAUUGCUGUGCUCCAUAGCUUCCAGAAGAACAACGUGACCAUCAUGGACCACCACUCAGCUUCUGAGUCCUUCAUGAAACACAUGCAAAAUGAGGUGCGCCUCCGUGGUGGCUGCCCCGCUGACUGGGUCUGGCUGGUCCCACCGAUGUCUGGCAGCAUCACACCGAUUUUUCACCAGGAGAUGCUCAACUAUGUUCUGAGCCCCUACUACUAUUACCAGGUGGACCCUUGGAUCACACAUGAAUGGAAGGAUGAAAAGAAAAAGCCAAUUAAACGUCAGAUCAAAUUCAAAGACCUGGCUAGAAUGGUCUUUUUUGCUUCGUAUCUCAUGCAUAAAGUUAUGGCUGCACGAGUGAAGGCUACCAUUCUGUAUGCCACAGAGACAGGAAAAUCAGAAACCUUUGCAAGGAAGCUGAACACCGUGCUGAACAGUGCCCUCAACUCCAGGGUGGUCUGCAUGGACGACUAUGAUUUCAGUGAAUUGGAAACAGAGACACUUGUGGUGCUCAUCACCAGUACCUUUGGAAAUGGGGAUUCUCCUGGGAAUGGACAGAAUUUUAAGAAGUCCAUAUUUACCAAGAAGCAGUUGAACAACAAAUUCAGGUACUGCGUAUUUGGACUGGGUUCACGCACUUACCCACAGUUCUGUGCAUUUGCACAUACCAUUGAUGAAAGACUGCGAGAGCUAGGAGCCUUUCAGAUAGCCCCCACAGGAGAAGGUGAUGAGCUUUGUGGGCAGGAAGAGUCAUUUGCCACCUGGGCAACAACUGUCUUCAAGAACAUCUGCAAAGAGUUUGAGAUCCAGGGGCAACCGAACAAUCAUUUUGAGGGCCUGGGAGGCACCAACCCCAUCUGGGAGCCUGAGAAACACAGAGUGUGCCAGGAGAUUCAGACUGUUGGACGUGUCAAAGCACUGUCGAUGCUCCAUUCAAAGGAUGUCUUUGGCAUGAAGUUGAAGUCCAGGAGGAACCUCCAGAGCCUUGAUUCAAGCCGCUCCACCAUCCUGCUGGAGUUAAUUAGCACUGAAUCUCAGGAUCUGGAGUAUCUCCCUGGUGAACAUCUUGGAGUUUUCCCCGAAAAUCAGACUGAGCUGGUCAGUGGUAUCAUCAAACGGCUGAAGGAUGCCCCACCAAGUCACCAGAACCUGCGCCUGGAGGUGCUCACACAGUCUGACCAAGGUUCCACUAAGAGCUGGAUAACCGAUAGCCGCCUACCGCCAUGUUCUAUCCAACAGGCCCUCACCUACUUCCUUGACAUCACCACUCCACCAAGCCAGCUACUUCUCAAGAAGAUGUGUCAGCUAACCUGUGAGGAAGGAGAGAGGAGACAGCUGGAGAAACUGGCCAAGGAUGCAGAGACAUACAAAGACUGGAAAGACUUCAGGAGCCCCACAUUGCUGGAAGUGCUUGACGAGUUUCCAUCCUUGGAGAUCACUACCCCUUUCAUCCUCAGUCAGCUGCCACCUCUGAAACCUCGGUUCUACUCAAUCAGCUCGUCUCAAGACCUGAACCCUCAAGAGAUCCACUUGACUGUGGCAGUUGUCAGUUACAACACCCAAGAUGGGCAGGGACCUGUUCACUAUGGAGUCUGCAGCAACUGGCUGAAUACAAUCAAAGAGGGAGACUUGGUUCCAUGCUUCAUUCGCAGCACAAGCAACUUUCUUCUACCCAAGGAGCCUAAUGCCCCUACUAUUUUAGUGGGACCUGGAACAGGCAUUGCUCCAUUCAGGAGUUUCUGGCAACAAAGACUACAUGAUAUGGAGAAAAAAGGGCUGAAAACCUGUCCGAUGACUCUGGUGUUUGGCUGCCGGCAAUCUGCCAUGGACCACAUUUACAAAGAUGAAAUGCUAGACAUGAAAAGGAAGGGCGUCUUAGAUGAAGUCUACACAGCCUACUCCAGGGAACCAGACCAGAAGAAAGUCUAUGUUCAAGACAUCUUAAGAGAGCAUCUGUCAGAGAAGGUAUUCACGCUGCUGUAUGAAAAGAAAGGCCACAUUUACAUCUGUGGGGACAUUCGGAUGGCUCAAGAUGUGGCCCAGACCCUCAAAGAGAUCCUGGCAGCUAAACUUGGAAAAAACAUGGAAAAGGCAGAGAAAUACUUGACGCAACUAAAGCUCGACAAACGAUAUCAUGAGGACAUCUUCGGAGUGGUAUUUCAGAAAUGAGCCCACGUGGACUGCUGUAUGCGUUUACAGAAACCGAGCUGCCUGAACACUGGAUAGACAGCAGCGCCACAUGUGGCCAUGGAGUUUGUGCUGUGGGUAACUCCAGGGCAGUUAGAGAGUAGUGCCAAAAGCUUCUAGUCAGAGCAUUCUGGAUAAAAAUACAAAAAUGAUAUAUAAUAUGGGCUUCCAUAGGUACACAUUUAACUUAUUUGUGUUGUACAUAGUUAAUCUGUUAGAGUAGUGGAUGUUUGACUAACAAUGCAGAGUGGCUGCCUUACUGAAUUGCUGGACUGUUCCACCUCUCCUCUCUUUACGACAAUUCAAAUGUGACUCACAUUUUCCAGAGCGGUACUCCCAGCCAGUGACUGCACUG
Erpetoichthys calabaricus (reedfish) is the source of this 4223-nucleotide messenger RNA. RefSeq names its product nitric oxide synthase 2b, inducible (gene nos2b). The transcript is spliced from 27 exons. Bases 452 to 3850 code for a protein of 1132 amino acids. The record is from RefSeq and is a predicted model, not a curated record. Gene Ontology annotation, biological process: nitric oxide biosynthetic process. Lineage: Eukaryota; Metazoa; Chordata; Cladistia; Polypteriformes; Polypteridae. Gene Ontology annotation, molecular function: FMN binding; NADP binding; flavin adenine dinucleotide binding.